Triticum dicoccoides is the source of this 557-nucleotide messenger RNA. RefSeq lists its product as uncharacterized. The transcript has a single exon. The record is from RefSeq and is a predicted model, not a curated record. Lineage: Eukaryota; Viridiplantae; Streptophyta; Magnoliopsida; Poales; Poaceae. Bases 108 to 305 code for a protein of 65 amino acids.
CCCCACCCCCACGGCCCCAGCAAAAGCGCCUCGCCUUUUCCUUCCCCUACCUCGGAGCGGAGCGGAGCGGAGCCAGGAGCCGAAGCCGGAGGAGGAAGAUCAGCAAGAUGUGCUGCUGCCCGAGCAAGGCGUGCUGCAUCUGCAUGCUCAUCAUCCUCGUGCUCAUCGCCGUCGGCCUCGUCUUCGGCUUCGGCGUCUACACCCGCGGCUUCCACAAGCUCUCCUCCAGCAUCCACCUCCAGGACGGCGCCUCCUACCGCGCCUACGGCCACCUCAACCUCGCCCCGCCGCCCGCCUACUACUAGAGCCUCGAGCCUCCCCCGGGAUCUACUCUGCCAGCAGCACGGCAUGGGAUGGAUCCCCUCCGGCCCCGGCGUUCCGCCGCGCCCUGGGGAUCGACCCCCCGCACAGCGUCAUGCCGUCCGCGAAGAGGAGAUUCCGGGGCCGGUCGAUUUGCAUUGAUUUUCUGCUGGAUUAAUUCCCGUUUGUUGCUUGGCUCCGAUGAUGUCGAUAUUAUAUUUACAGAUUGAUGAUGAUAAUUACCGUUACUAUGUCCC